This is a messenger RNA of Poecilia reticulata (guppy), 2150 nucleotides long. RefSeq names its product ankyrin repeat domain 63 (gene ankrd63). The record is from RefSeq and is a predicted model, not a curated record. Gene Ontology annotation, biological process: regulation of G1/S transition of mitotic cell cycle; regulation of cyclin-dependent protein serine/threonine kinase activity; negative regulation of cell population proliferation. Lineage: Eukaryota; Metazoa; Chordata; Actinopteri; Cyprinodontiformes; Poeciliidae. Gene Ontology annotation, molecular function: protein kinase binding; cyclin-dependent protein serine/threonine kinase inhibitor activity. Gene Ontology annotation, cellular component: cytoplasm; nucleus.
CACUCUGACUCUUACUCUGUGGUGAAUGCAUACUGCCAUCACAGAGAGGCGUUGGACAAGUCGCCACACUUUCCUCUUCUUCAUUUGUCGACUCGUCUCCACAAGUGCGUGAAAGAUGAUGAGGCCAAAAGAUCUGCGCCAGGGCUCUGGCACCAAAACCUUCCUGGAUGCAAUGCACGGCGGUAAAGUCCACCUCGCACGUUUCAUCCUGGACGCCUUGGAUGGGCGCAUAAUCAACUCUAAGACUGAGAACAGUCGCACGCCACUCAUGUACGCUGUGUGUCUGCAAGACCCCGGGACCAGAACCAAGUUCACACGGCUGCUGCUGGAGAAAGGGGCAAAUGUCAACUGUCAAGAUGAGGACGGCCGCACAGCUCUGAGCCACGCCUGCGAGAUGGGCCACUUGGACGUCGUCAAACUUCUGGUGCAGUUCAAUGCCGACCCGGAUGUCUCUGAUUCCUGGGGAAACAGUGCCCUCAUGUACGCUGCCUUUUCUGGGCACAGCCAGGUCCUGGAGUUCCUGGUGAGAGCUUUCAAAAGACUGGGACUGAGACUAGACCGGACCAACAGUGCUGGUCACUCGGCUAAAGAGAUUGCCAACUUUUUUGGGCACAACCAAUGCGUCCAGAUUUUAAAUUUUCCUUGCAGAAAGAGCGCUUGCAAAGACGAUCCACUUGUUGAUGUGGUGACGGCUGUUGAAGUAGAACGUCGGCUGCCCAAUAGGCUCCCCAGGCAUGUUCUUGAGAAGUUUUCCAAGCAAUCAGCGGAUGAAGAGCAACUGCCAGAUGUGUUUCAGAGACAGACAAAAAUAGGAGAAAGCGGUGGACCAUGGAACCGUUUCAGGUGUCCCAGGAGUCAGUCUCAAGAGGACAAUCAUCAAAACAGCUGGGCUCUGCCUCCUCAGAUAGAGAAAAGCCAGGCUGAGGAGGAUCACAGCAUUCUCUUCACAGCCAAACAGCUGCAAAACUGCCAGCUUAGAGAGCUGAAGGGGUCAAAAAUGAACUCUGUUGGUGAGCCGAGCCAGAAAGACGUCGGCCGAGACAUUCGGUUUCCAGAGCAAAAACAGGAUAGUUUUCCGCUCUGGGGAAAGGCAAAGUCAUUUAACCUGGACCUUCUGAGCAGCAGAAAGCAGUCCUAUCAGGGUGAUGUGCGUGACAUGAGGUUGCCAGCCAGCAAAUUAAAGAGAGCCUCACUACAGGAUGACCGAUGCCUAAUAGACAAGACCGACUGUCAAGGGAAACCCGGGGCACUGACAAAGGAUGGCAGCCAAAUCGCUUCAUUUCCAAAACCUCUUUUAAAAAGCAAGACUCAGUCUGGGAAAGCACUCCAGGAGAAAGUCAAGCCCCAAACCGAGGAAGCUAGCCACAUGGCCCCGUUCAGCCGAAGAGGGCAACAGAAGAGGGGAAGCCUCGGCUCAGUUUCCAGACACAACAAAUUCCUUUUCCCAAGAGAGGAGAUGGAGACGGAGAGGAUCCCGGGCCGCGCCCCGGGGUUCAUGGGCCUGGGGACCAGACUGCUGCGUCGCUUCACCGCUCCAGAGUUUAUGAGGAUGGUGAUCGACUGUUCGUCCGGCUCCUCGAACAGAAGAGGUCGGAUGUCCCGCUCUGAAACCUACCCUCUGUCACACACACACCAGCAGGUCAACAGCCAGCCGAGCGUCGACAGCAUCAGCGCUGUAAAGUGUGAGUUUGAAAGCUACUCGUCUCAGUCUACCCUCGAUUAGAUAAAGGACAAUUUCCAACAAACAGAAGAGCCUGGUUGUGCUGUUUUUGUUGUUGUUUUUUUAUUGCACUUUAAACCUGACAGUCUCAAUUCUUUGACAGCUUAUGUUUCUUCUUAAGAAAAUAUAUACUGUUUUGUUGCCAGUUGUUUUUGCAAGAUUUCUAUUGGAGUAUAAAAAACUUUAAUGCUGAUUACUCAUUUACAACACAUUUUAUGCUACACUAUAUAGAUUUUAUGCUGUGAUUUUUUUUCUUUUUGGAUUCAUAUCACAUGAACCUAAUUGCAAAAAAACUGUAUUUUGCUUUAGAAGAUUUUGUGACUGUGAAAACAUGGCGAUAUGCCCAAUAAAACUGUAAACUCUUGUACUUUUGUCCCAUUCACUUGUAUUUUUCUUCUCGUACAAAAAAGAAUAAAUCGAGUUGCAUUUA